AUUGUUUGGUCUGACUGCAGGAAUGCCCACAUUACUGCUACUAAGAGACUGAGAAUCAGAGAGAGAGUGCAGGAGAGCCGAGAGCCCGGGUGUUGUACGGCAAGUUGAUCAUGAGCUUGUGGCAGUAAAGCUGGGAGAGAGAGCCGCUGGCACAGGUUAAAGCUGUUAAUUGAUCAGGAAAAGGCCUACCAAGAACGCAAAGACGAAGAAAACAACAAAAAGGUCGCAAGCCUCAAGGAGGAGCUGACAAAACUCAAGUCGUUUGCGUUGAUGGUUGUGGAUGAACAGCAGCGUCUUACCGAGCAGCUGAAGCAACAGACAGCUAAGGUCCAAGAACUGAGUGCCAGUUCUUCACAAGCCCAGGAAGAGCUGAGCUCAGCUAAUGCUCGUCUGCAGGAAGAGGAGCAAAAGGUCUGUCGCUUGGAGGCUGAGCUGCGUGACCAAGCCAGUCGAUACCAUCAGGAACAGGAAGGCAUGACUGCCAAAUUAACCAGCGAGGAUGCCCAAAACAGGCAGCUGCGUCAGAAGCUUUCAGCUCUCAGCAGGCAGCUUGAUGAGCUGGAGGAGACCAAUAAAACCCUGCGCAGGGCUGAGGAGGAACUGCAAGAGCUGAGAGACAAAAUUAGCCGCGGUGAGUGUGGAAACUCUGGCCUCAUGUCAGAGCUUGAAGAGUUACGAAAACGGGUACUUGAAAUGGAGGGAAAGGAUGAAGAGCUGAUCAGAAUGGAGGACCAAUGCAGGGACCUCAACAAAAAACUGGAGAAAGAGGCCAGCCAAAACCGGUGCCUGAAAGCUGAAGUGGACAAACUGAAUCAAAGAAUCAUGGACUUGGAGAAACUAGAGGAUGCAUUCAGUAAGAGCAAACAAGAAUGCAGCUCACUGAAAAGCAACUUGGAGAAAGAGAGGUCGGUGUCAAAGGUUCUGACCAGUGAGUUGGAAGUCCUCAAAGUCAGAGUCAAAGAAUUGGAGGCUGCUGAAAGCCAGCUGGGAAAGACAGAGCUGACUCUGAAGGAAGAUCUCACCAAGCUAAAGACUCUCACAGUGAUGCUGGUGGAUGAGAGAAAGGCAAUGGCAGAGAAGCUGAAGCAAAUGGAGAACAAAGUCCAGAACAGCACAGGCAAACUGCAGGCUGAACAGGACAGAGUUACAUCAGUUACAGAGAAGCUUAUUGACGAAAGCAAGAAAGCACUGAGAUCAAAGGCUGAGCUUGAGGAGAAAAUCUGCAGUGUUACAAAGGAAAAGGAUGACUUGAAGGCCAGGUUAAGAGCUGAGGAGGAGAAGAGUAAUGAUUUGGAGUCUAAAAUAAGCUUGAUGAAGAAAAGGUUGCAAUCACUUGAGACAAUAGAGAGAGAACACCUGAGAAACAAGGCUAAAGAGGAGAAUAUCAAAACGCCAAUUGCUAACCGCUUCCAGCAAGAAGACAACAAAGUAAAAGAUUUGACCCAGGAAGUCGAACGCCUCCGACGUAAGUUAAAAGACAUGAAAGUGGUGGAAGGCGAAUCAUUAAAAACAGAGGCGUUUGAAUCGCUGGAGAAAAGAUUUAACAACGAGCAAGAAAAAGCUAAAGCCUUGAUGGAAGAGCUGGAAGUAUCUAGAAAAGAGCUUUCAAAGUACCAGCUGGCUGAAAAGAAAGAGUGCAACCAAGAGCAUGUCCUUUACAAACGCCUUAAGGAAGAGGAGGCCAAGUCCAGCCAUUUGACCAGAGAGGUGGCAGCUCUGAAAGAGAAGAUUCAUGAAUACAUGGGAACAGAAGAGUCCAUUUGCCGCAUGAAAACUGACCACUCGACACUGCAGAGAAAACUGACCCAGCAGGAAGUCAGAAACAAAGAACUGGCCAGAGAAAUGGAGACGCUCACUCGAGAGCUGGAAAGAUACCGACGGUUCAGCAAAAGCCUUCGCCCAGGAAUGAACGGCAGGCGCUUUUCAGACCUGCAUGUUUCCACUAAGGAGGUUCAGACAGACCCACUUGAUUUCAUGUCUCCCAACUGCAAGGGUAUGCCACCGCUGGAACGUGCAGUGGUGAACGGCAAGCUGUACGACGAGAACGAACCGGAAGAAAAUGCAAAUUACAGCAAUGAGCUGCAGCUCACCAAAUGUAGCCCCGCGAUUAUCAAUAAUGUAAAUAAUCUUAACAACAACCUGAAAAGAGCACGAGGCCCGCUCCUUAAAAACAAAGACGCUCCUCAUCAGGUCAAUGGAAAAAUGCAACCGCGGCAGAACGGCAGCCAUGUUCAGCCUGGAGACGUCGUGUUGACCCACAGUCCUGGGCAGCCUCUGCAUAUUAAAGUGACACCUGACCACGGACACAACACUGCAAUGCUAGAGAUCACCAGUCCGACCACAGAAAACACCCAGUCAUUCACCAGCACUGCUGUCAUACCCACAAGCGGGGGUCCACCCAAACAAAGAAUUACCAUCAUCCAGAAUGCAUCUAUAUCCCCUAAUGCAAAAUCCAUUUCCCCAACAGCAAAAUCUAAGAGUUCCUCUGUGUCUGACGAGCCAUGUUCACCAGAUAGGGCCCUGUCACCUUUUACUAUGGCUACAUACUCCAGAGCGAUGACCCCAGACUCUUGUGGCUCUGUAACCCCAGACAGAGCCAUGUCACCAAUACAAAUAGUAUCAGUGAUGACAGGCACCCCCGACCGCUCCUUAUCCACGGAGCCAGUUGAGGUUGUUGGAGGACACGCCGUCUUCCGCGUGACCCCUGAAAGGCAGAAUAGCUGGCAGGUCCAGAGGUCCCCCAGCAUGGGGCCCAACGUCAUCACCACAGAGGACAACAAAAUCCACAUUCACUUAGGGAGCCCAUUCAUUCAGGGCAUCAGCACUUCGUCCCAAACGCAGAGUCCAUGCCACACGCCUGGACUUCCCGAACAAAGGACUCAGGUGCUUGCAAACUGCAGUUCUCCUACUGUCAAAGCCAACAGCAAAAUCACAAGUAGCAUCAUGAUUAAGCCCACCUCCAUCCCAAUCCAAAGGCCAUCACAAAUUACAGUAAGUAAUGCCUACGACUGACCUGAUAACCCCCCAAACCCUCCAUCCCAUCCUGCCCAUAAGAUACCUCUUAUACCCCAACUCUAUACCCUAAAAAAAAAGUCUGAUUUGCUUCAUUUAUGAGCUUAAAUGGUUGAAUGUUUUACUUUUCAUUUUUGUUGGUUUGCUUGGUUCUGUGUGAUAAAGUUCAAACAACUGUGUGCCUGCAUGAAAAAAAAUAAAGCACUAGAACUUGAAUUAAUCUGACAUAACACAAGGUUUUAACUUAAGUGCACUUACUGUAUUGUACUCAGUGGCACAUUUGCCAUGUAGUCAGACUAUUCACACUGAUGUAUCGUACCAAUUUUUAUACUUCAUACUCCACAUACUGCAUUAUUAUUAAGUUGUUUGCUUUCCUGAGAAUUAAAGUGUGCAAAAAGAA
Messenger RNA from Oreochromis aureus, 3412 nucleotides. RefSeq names its product filamin A interacting protein 1-like. Lineage: Eukaryota; Metazoa; Chordata; Actinopteri; Cichliformes; Cichlidae. The coding region runs from base 271 to 3012 and encodes 913 amino acids. The transcript is spliced from 2 exons. The record is from RefSeq and is a predicted model, not a curated record.